AUGAGUCGAAGUGCUUUCGCAGUAAAUUUCUAUUCAAAACAUUCAGGUUCAAUAUUAUAUUACUUUGAGUAUGUUCGGAAGGAUCUGAUGGAAAAAGUGGAAAAUCGUAAGCGCAUCACGGGACUGGAAUUAAAACUUUUGUUUACUCUGUGGAUAUUGAGCAAACAAGAAACCUUUUUGUCAGCGGGUGAUCGUUUCCACAUCGCAAAAAGUUCAGCUCACAAAGCUUUUUGUGAAAUUCUUGAUGUGUUAUGCGCUUUUACGGGAGACUACAUCAAAUGGCCAUCUCCAAGUCAAUACAACUCUAUUUCUCAAGCGUUUCGAGAGAAAUCUGGAGGCCGUAUCCCAGGGAUAAUUGGGGCUAUUGAUGGGUGUCACAUCCAAAUCAAACAGCCCCUAAGAAACCCAAUCGACUACGACAACAGAAAAAAUACCCACUCAGUGAUUUUACAAGCCGUGUGUGACCAUAGAGCUGUUUUCACCGAUGUAUGUGUAGGAGCUCCGGGACGGUUGCAUAAUGCAAGAGUCUUCAGAAACAGCCCAUUGUCGAGUGAAAUAGACCGAUUGGUGCCUGACGAAUAUCAUCUUGUGGGUGAUACAGCCUACCCUCUGAAAAAAACCUUGUAA
This is a messenger RNA of Episyrphus balteatus (marmalade hoverfly), 627 nucleotides long. Its product is annotated as putative nuclease HARBI1. The record is from RefSeq and is a predicted model, not a curated record. Bases 1 to 627 code for a protein of 208 amino acids. Lineage: Eukaryota; Metazoa; Arthropoda; Insecta; Diptera; Syrphidae. The transcript is spliced from 3 exons.